Molecule: messenger RNA, 2109 nt
Organism: Heteronotia binoei (common prickly gecko)
Lineage: Eukaryota; Metazoa; Chordata; Lepidosauria; Squamata; Gekkonidae
Gene: VPS36
Product: vacuolar protein sorting 36 homolog
Exons: 14
Coding region: 124-1284 (386 amino acids)
Biological process (GO): protein transport to vacuole involved in ubiquitin-dependent protein catabolic process via the multivesicular body sorting pathway
Cellular component (GO): ESCRT II complex; late endosome membrane
Molecular function (GO): phosphatidylinositol-3-phosphate binding; ubiquitin binding
Source: RefSeq, a predicted model, not a curated record
GCAAAAUGGCGGCGCUUGACGUCAUCCUGGCCGCCCGAGAGGCUGCCUCGGCUUUCGAGACAGGGAGGUGUCGGAAGCGGCUUCUCGGUUGCUGGCGGAGGGGAGGGAGGCUAGGCCGGCGCCAUGGAUCGCUUCUCGUGGACCAGCGGCCUCCUGGAGAUCCACGAGAACCUGGUCACGCAGCAGCGCGGGGUCCGCCUCUACGACGGGGAGGAGAAGGUGAAGUUUGAGGCAGGAGUAUUGCUGUUGAGUACACACAGGUUGAUAUGGAGAGAUCAGAAAAAUCAUGAAUGUUGUAUGGCUAUCCCACUUUCUCAAAUUGUCUUCAUUGAAGAACAAGCAGCUGGGAUAGGGAAAAGUGCCAAAAUUGUAGUCCAUCUUCACCCAGCAUCUUCCAACAAGGAUCCUGGCCCUUUGCAGAGUAGUAAAUAUUCUUAUAUCAAACUUUCAUUCAAAGAACAUGGUCAGAUAGAGUUCUAUAGACGGCUAUCAGAAGAGAUGACACAGCGGAGAUGGGAGACCAUGCCUGCUUCUCAGACCAUUCAGAUAAACAAACGUCCACAGACUGGAAAAAUAAGAGCUGCAGGAAUAGUAGGUAUUGAGAGGAAAUUAGAAGAAAGAAGAAAGGAGAUGGAUAAAAACAUAUCUGAGGCUUUUGAAGACCUCAGCAAACUAAUGGAAAAGGCUAAAGAAAUGGUGGAAUUAUCCAAAUCGAUUGCUAAUAAGAUCAGAGAGAAGCAAGGUGACAUCACUGAAGAUGAGACUAUCAGGUUUAAAUCCUAUCUCUUGAGCAUGGGUAUAGCUAAUCCAGUUACUCGGGAAACCCAUGGAUCUGGCACACAUUACCAUAUGCAACUGGCAAAGCAACUAGCUGGUAUUUUACAGGCACCACUAGAGGAGCGGGGAGGAAUAAUGUCGCUCACAGAAGUGUAUUGUUUGGUGAAUCGUGCUCGAGGCUUAGAGUUGCUUUCACCUGAAGAUCUAGUAAACGCAUGUAAGAUGUUAGAAGCACUGAAAUUGCCUAUAAGGCUACGUAUAUUUGACAGCGGUGUUAUGGUGAUUGAGCUCCAGUCCCACAAUGAAGAAGAAAUGGUGGCUUCUGCUUUAGAAACUGUCUCUGAGAAGGGGUCUCUCACAGCAGAAGAGUUUGCAAAGCUUGUAGGAAUGUCUGUACUUCUAGCCAAAGAGAGGCUUCUUCUAGCAGAAAAGAUGGGCCAACUUUGCAGAGACGAUUCUGUGGAAGGCUUGCGAUUCUAUCCAAAUUUAUUUCUUACCCAAAGUUAACAAUUUCCCCUUCCCAUCAAAUUCCAUUAGAAUGAUCUUGGACAUUCUGUACAAAAGAAUGUAGAGUGAUGUUCCUUUUUCCCAAAGAGGAAGAGGACUUUCUAAACUGGCCGCAGUCAUGACUUGCAGUCUGUUUGUGUCUUUGGACAAAUUCACAUGGAGGAGUUACUUGACAGGCUACCUGGCCAUUUUGUUUUUAAUUACGGAGGAAGGAAAUGAUGCAAUUCAGGAAAGGAUUGUCACCAAGGCCUGCUGCAGGAGUUGGCAGAGUACAAUGCACGCUGCUUCCUUAUUGUAUUGUUGUUCUUUCAUUGUUUUGCAUCUGCACCUCUAAAUCAGUCACAGAUUUGCAGCCACAGAUCACUUGUAUAAGUGUAAUUCAAAAUCACAAUGUGGUUGCUCUUUCCAGAAUUAUUAAUUCCCUUGGGAAAUACAGACUCCGAAGCAGCAAAACCUCAGUCCGCGCACUUGCCUACAAAUGUCCUGCAGAAUGAUUAAAUCUGUGUUCCUGAAAAAUGUGGAGCUUAUGUGUUGCUUGUACUGAAUGUAAAGGGUCUUUGUGAAUUCAUGUGGAUUUCCUUCCUUCCGUUCUUUGAUUCUCAGCUCCAUGAUAUGUUGCUAUUUUUGUCCAUUCUUUUGCAUAGCUGUGAAGGAGGGCAUUUCGCCAUCUCCCUUUAGAACAGUACAAUGGAUUAUUUUCCCUCAUUAAAAUAAUCAUUUGAGGACCCACCAUUGUGAAGGAAAGACUUCAUGUGUGUGUGGAUAUUAUUGCUAUGUUAGUUUCUGUAUCUAAACAUGAAAUAAAUGCUAAUAUUUGGCUGAGAA